Molecule: messenger RNA, 10542 nt
Organism: Siniperca chuatsi (mandarin fish)
Lineage: Eukaryota; Metazoa; Chordata; Actinopteri; Centrarchiformes; Sinipercidae
Gene: fgd1
Product: FYVE, RhoGEF and PH domain containing 1
Exons: 18
Coding region: 975-4166 (1063 amino acids)
Biological process (GO): filopodium assembly; cytoskeleton organization
Cellular component (GO): cytoplasm
Molecular function (GO): metal ion binding; guanyl-nucleotide exchange factor activity
Source: RefSeq, a predicted model, not a curated record
CAGAUCAGAUUUUCACACAAAAGCCUGAAGCUACCGAGAGACGACCGACCGUCUGACUGACUGACUGACUGUCUGUCUGUCUGUCUGACUGACUGUCUGUCUGUCUGACUGACUGACUGUCUGACUGACUGUUUGGACAAACUGACGCUGAAAUGAAAGAAGUGAAGUGAAGCUGAAGCAGGAGGAGAAAACAGGAAAAGUGAAGCCAGUUCUGCAUUGGACCUGAGUCGGCACAUUCUGGAUGAAAACUUCUUCAGAAGGAAACAGAGAAGAAAUGUUUGAUUUCACGAGACGACAUCGACUCUGGAUCAUGUUUCAUCUGGACAAAGUUAUUUUUCACUUUUUCUUUGCGUGCACUCCGAUCUGAUCUCUGAGCAGUUUGAGCGACAGGAAACCAGCUGAGCAGCAGCAGCAGCUGAUCUGGAGAUGGUUUUUAUUGUUAAAUCAUAUGAGUUGGAUUCUUCUGACUGAUCCUCCGAGGAGACGAGGGAGACGAAGGAGACGGAGAUGGAGAGAAGACGAUUGUUCUGUUUUCUGAAAGAGUGACAGAAGCAGAAGAAGAGAAGAUGUGACAGAGAGGCGGAGGAUGAAGGAGACACUUCUGCUCCUUCCUGACGUCCACACGACUUCAACCAGAGAACAAACGGCACAAACAUGAAGUUCAGGUUCAUUUCUUUAAAUGGAAAACCGAGUUUUUCACAUUGUGAAGCGGAUAAAUGAGGCCGACUGCUGGAAACGGACUUUGUUAGUGUGGACUUCUGUACAGUUUGACCUGCUGAUGAACCAUGAGGAGCAAACUGAGUCAAACAGGAAGUGACUGAGCCAAAGCUGAUUUCAAGCACAAACUUUCAGAUUAAGCGUCUCGUUUUUAAAGUGUCAGUAAAACACACAGAAACACGAUGAACUGAAACACACCAAACAAAGACAAACCUCCGACCGGCGUCCACGUGUCUCCUACCUGUGCAGGUGUCGGGAUGCAGCUUAACCAGCCUCCCGGCGGCCUGCUCGGGUUCAGCCUCCCGCCUCCUCCUCCCCCUCCCCCUCCUCCCUCCUUCUCCAGUCAGUUCAGCACCAUGAGGUUCUCUUACCACCUGAGCACCGCCUCGACAGCACCACCACACAGCAGCUCCACCUGCAGGACAGGUCCCUCCUCCUCCAGUCCCACUUUGCUGACUAAGAGUCUCUCUCUGGAGCCGUCCUGCUCACCGUGCGGCCACCAGGGGGCGCUGGACGCUGACGCUCCCCAGCAGCCGAGUUCCGACCCGGGGCCAAGCUCCUCUUCAUCAGGCCCCGCCUCCCUGGGGGGAGGGGCGGAGCUAACCGAGCGCCGCGGCUCUGAUAACGGGCUGCUGCUGGUGAACGACACGGGGCCGCCGGAGCUGCCAGCUACCACAAUAACACCACCGAGCAAGAGCAGACCGCCGCUGCCUGGACCAAAACCCCAGGUCCCCCCAAAGCCCCCGCACCUCCAGCAGCAGGCAGGGGUGUCGAGGCCACGCCCCCGGGCCCCAGACAAGCCCCUGCCCCCUCCCCCGCCAUGCAGACCCCUACCGGCGGACCCCCGGGGGGGCCGGACUCCACCCACCCGUGCCGAAGGCACCGCCUCCCCGACCUGCGUCCUGUCACUCAUCGAGAAGUUUGAGCGCGAGCAGAUCAUUGUGGUUCCUGACAUCACCGGGGGAGCUCUGUGUCCCCGCCUCCCUGACCCCUCCUCCUCCCGACCUUCAUCACCACCUUCAUCAUCAUCGCCCGCCCCUCCCCCACCUGAUGAGGAGCUGCCCUCUGAGAUCAAAGGUCAUGAUGACGUCACACUGGGGGUUGAGGGGGAGGAGGGAGACGGUGACCUGCACAAUGAACAUGAUGAUGAUGAUGAUGAUGAUGAAGAGCUGGCGGCGGCGUGUCGUGACGACCUCCAUCAGAAGCGUCUCUCCAUGGAGUCGGGUUACAGCGCCUCCGAGAAACCCCUGGAGGACGACGUGGUUGCCGUGGAGAUGAGGGAGCAACAACAGCAGCAGCCGCUCCUCGACCAAUCAGAGCUCCCCUCGGAGCGUCUGUCUCUCCCCUCCUCGCAGACGGACGGGAAGCUGGCCAAUCGGGACAGCGGCAUCGACAGCAUCAGCUCUCCGUCGCACAGCGAGGAGCUCUGCUUCACCGGCGUGGACGACGGGGGUGUUGCGUACCCCUGCAGCCCCGCCCUCCUGCCCCACCUCUCCAGCUCAUCCUCGUACGCGGGGGAGGGAGGGGAUGAGGAGGGGGAGGAGGCGCGGGGCGGAGCCAGGAGGAGGAGGGAGUUCUCUGAGGAAGGAGACAGCGACCUGGAGGAGGAGGAGGCCGAGCUGACGCUGGUGCUGCCCCCCCCCAAGACAGACAGACAGGACUCUGCUGAGCUGUCUGUCCAGCAGAGAGUCUUCAACAUCGCCAACGAGCUGCUGCACACAGAGACCGCCUACGUCUCUAAGCUCCACCUCCUGGACCAGGUUUUCUGUGCCCGACUCCUGGAGGAGGCUCGGUCUCGCUCCUCCUUCCCCUGUGACGUCGUUCAGGGCAUCUUCUCCAACAUCUGCUCCAUCUACUGUUUCCAUCAGCAGUUUCUGCUGCCGGCGCUGCAGAAGCGGAUGGAGGAGUGGGACUCGAACCCGCGGAUUGGGGACAUCCUGCAGAAGCUGGCUCCCUUCCUGAAGAUGUACGGCGAGUACGUGAAGAACUUUGACCGAGCCAUGGAGCUCGUGAACACCUGGAUGGAGAGAUCGGCUCAGUUCAAGACCAUCAUCCAGGAGAUCCAGAGGGAGGAGCGCUGUGGGAACCUGACUCUGCAGCAUCACAUGCUGGAGCCGGUCCAGAGGAUUCCUCGCUACGAGCUGCUGCUCAAAGAUUAUCUGCACCGACUGCCAGAGGACGCGCCGGACUACAGGGACGCCCAGAAGUCUCUGGAGCUGAUCGCCACGGCAGCAGAACACUCCAACGCCGCCAUCAGGAAGAUGGAGCGAAUGAGGAAGUUGUUGAAGGUGUACGAGUUGUUGGGAGGAGAAGAAGACAUCGUUAACCCGACAAACGAGCUCAUAAAAGAAGGACACAUCCUCAAACUGUCCAACAAGAAUGGGACCACGCAGGACAGAUACCUCAUACUGUUUAAUGACAGGUUGCUGUACUGUGUCCCGAAGCUGCGUCUCAUUGGUCAGAAGUACGGCGUCCGUGCUCGCAUUGAUGUGGACGGUAUGGAGCUGAAGGAGACCAGCAGUGUUGCAGUUCCCAGGACGUUCCUGGUGUCUGGAAAACAGAGAUCACUGGAGCUGCAGGCCAGGACGGAGGAGGACAAGAAAGACUGGAUACAGGCCAUCCAGGCGACCAUCCAGAGACACGAGCAGACGAUGGAGAGCUUCAGACAUCUGAACUGUUCGCUGCGAGACGACGAGGUCACUUCUAACUCUUCGUCUUCAUCUUCAUCUCUGUCUCAGAGCUGUGUGGAGCUGGGGAAGAGAGCUCCGACUCCGAUCAGAGAGAAGGAAGUCACGCUGUGCAUGAAGUGUCAGGAGCCGUUCAACUCCAUCACCAAGAGACGACAUCACUGUAAAGCCUGCGGACACGUGGUUUGUGGGAAAUGUUCAGAGUUUCGUGCUCGCCUGUCGUACGACAACAACCGAACCAACCGCGUUUGUGUCGACUGCUACGCCAUGCUGGUGGGAGUGUCGCCCUCGCCCGCCACGCUGACCAGCAGCACCCACAGGAGGCGCUCCAUCCUGGAGAAACAGGCCUCCCUGGCAGCAGAGAACAGUGUGAUUUGUAGUUUUCUUCACCACAUGGAGAAAGGAGGGGGGCGGGGCUGGCAGAAGGCCUGGUUCGUCGUCCCUGAAAACGAGCCGCUGGUGCUCUACAUCUACGGAGCUCCGCAGGACGUGAAGGCGCAGCGCAGCGUGCCUCUGAUUGGGUUCGACGUCUCCCUUCCUGAGUCAUGUGACCGCCUGGAGCGACGCCACGCCUUCAAGAUCUCCCAGAGUCACCUGACGCUGUACUUCAGCGCUGACGGGGAGGAGCUACAGCGGCGAUGGAUGGACGUCCUGUCAAGGGCCGGGAGAGGGGAGGAGCAUCAGGUCCACCGGUCAAUCGUGGAGAGUCUGGAGGAGGAGGGGGAGGAGCUAGCGGCUGCAGCAGAGGGCGAGAACACGUGAUUCUAUUGGACGAGGAAAGAUGGCGAUGAUGGUCUUUAAAAUAUCAAUCCCUAUCGGAAACCAGUUCAUACAGUCGUAGCUGAUAUUUAACACACACACACACACACACACACACACACACACUCUGAGCUCUCUGUGUAUUUAAAGUUGCGUGGUUCAUCUGCAUGACUCCUCCCCACCUUCUUCACCUUUUUUUCCACCUGUGCUUAAUCACAGCGAGGUGGGCGGAGCCUCUUCUCUCACAGGAAACUUUCCUUUCAACAGCGACAUCAGAACACAGAGCCGCCGCCGUUUAUUCUCCCCUCACUUUGGUCUGUGGAAUGACUUUAAACACUACAGUACCCAUAAGCCUCAGCUGCUGUUGCUAUGGAGACACCUCCAUCCAGAGCUGUGACAUCAUAUUCAGAAAACUGAUCCAAAAUUUAAAAGUGAAUCGAGUCACAUUUGUGAAUUUCUCUCUCGGUUUCAGUCUGAAGCUCUCUGAAAGCGCAUUUAUUUAACUUCCAGCGUUUCCAUGUGACCUUUUCUUCAUUUAUCCGGUGUUCAGCAGGUGGAGCGGACGGAUGUAUUUUCCUGGUUAACUCACUUAAAUGCUGUUCUGGCUGUAGGAGGCCUCUGAGCGGCCCGGCCUGCAGCAGCCAGAACCCAGCAGGCGAGCUGAUCUCAGGUCCGGUCCGCUGCCCUUACGUUCUCCUCGCAGCCGGCUGUGAUGCAGCCUCUCAAUCUGCAACAGCCCUCGUCUAUAAACCCCAGAAACUCUCUUCACUUUUCUGCAGAGACCAGCGAGAGACCCGUAGUGAGAGACCGGACUGAGCUACAGACCGGGAGACCGGGAGCCCGGGUCUCAGUUAGUCUGAGUCACGUUCGUAUCGGACAGUUCUGCACCUCACAGUUUACGUCCAACGCCGGCGUUUAGAGCUAAUGCAGGAAGUAGCGUGUCUGUGGAGACGAGGACAGUAAAGGACAGGUGUAGGACAUGGACGGUGGACGUGCGAGCACUCAGUCACACCGGCUGCUCGCGGAGGUCGGGGUGGUGGAUUCACAUGUAGCACACCAGAGUCCAUGUCCCGUCACAGAGCUGCAGCUGCGGUGCGAGGACUGUAAGAACGUUAGCGCUGGACGUAACCUGGGGUUUGGCAGAAUCGUCUAAUAUGACGAUCUGGUGUGGCGAUGGGGCUGGUGUGAUCUGGUCUCAGGUUCUGGUCUCUGAUACGAGGAAGUGUGAAGACUUCUGCUGUGUUUUUCUGUUUGUCUCCCAACACGAGUCGCUCUGGACGGAUGGCGACGGUUCGAAUCACAGAUUCUUCUCUGGUUUUAAAGAUAACGUUUGCGGUGUUGGUUUCCUGAGCUCAAACAGGAAGUGGAUAUAAACGGUCAGACUGUUGAAAGAGAGACUGACGUGUCCUCUUUAAAUGCACUUUUCCAUUUUUAAUCCCAAACGUCACCUCACUGCUGCUGUCUCACCUCCACACCUGCCGAUCAGAGCACCUGUGUGGAGGUAAACUACAUUUCCCAGCAGCCUCUGCUCUGAGGUGUGGACUCAUUUUACCUGAAGCCUCUGUGUCCUCUUCUGGUGAAGUCAGGUACUGCAGGUUUUUAUAAAAUCACUGAGGCGGUUCAUCGCGGUGCUGACGAAAUCUCACCCAAACAUUCACGGCAGUUAAUCUACACAUUAUUAAUAUAUUAAAUGUAUUCCAAUAUUAUAUAUAUUAUUAAUAUUUCUUUGUCAAAUGUCAAAAUAACUCCAGAUGUCAUUGUUUAGUUCUCACCAACUUUUCAAAAACACAAAAAGAUUCAGUUCACGUGUGGCAGAGAACGGAGGAGAUAUUUGAAGUCUUUAACGGAGAAAUUAUUAAUUAUUAAAACUGUAAUCGAUUAAUUUUCUGCGUCGCUUACUUUAAUUUAAGAUGCAUUCCUCUUUGUUAUAACGGCCCAAAUCCCCAGACUUCCUCCCGGUCCACUGCUGAUGUGUGGAAGACCAUUUCUGCCAGCAACAAAAGAUGAAAAAUAAAAAUACUCUAAUAAACCAAGAUAUUUACUCUCUAAUCAAAUAUAAGUUACAAUUUUGACUUAAAAAUUAAAAAUGUCAUCUCGUAUUUUUGAUUUAUUUAAUGAUCUCGCAAUUUACAUUUAAAGUCAGAAUGUGUUUAAUAUCAUAUAAUUGUAAUUUAAGAAGUCGAAAUCUUAACUUAGUAAUUUUAGUAAUAAGUUUGACCUUAAAUUUCAUAACAGCUGAGUUAGCGUCUCAGUAUCUCAUUAUUUUGAGCAAACCUGUGAAACACACAAAGCCAAACUUUGGGAUUUCGUUUUGAAUAAUUCCGACUUUUUGUUUUUGUAAUUGCUAACAUUCGACCUGUGUUGUCUUUUUAUUUUAAAUAAGCUUCUAUAUGAAGUCCCAAAUCAUCAGCUGUGAGCUGUUUUUGUUACAUCAUCUGUUUGAUGAUGUAACAAAAACCAUCCACUGAGAGUCAGCUGAUCCCGGGUCAGAUUCCACGGACCAAUCAGAGAAUGUUUAGAUGAUGACAUCAGCAUUUUAAGUAAAACCUUUCUAGGUUGACGUCAUGAAGAGACUGUUAUCCGUAGAGCUGAAAUGAUUAGCUGAUUAAUCGAUUAGUUGACUGAGUUCAAACUGAUCAUUCGUUAAUGGACCCGGCUCAGCUGUUCUCUGCUGGUCUUUAAUAGUGAACUGAAUGUCUUUGUGUUUUGGACAAAACAAGACAUCUGAAGACAUCUGAAGACAUCAUCCCGACAUUUACUGACCUUUAUUGACCAGACGAGAAAAUAAUAACUGAAAAUGAAAAUUGUCAUUAGUUGCAGCCCUGAUCACCUGUGAGAUAUGAGGCUUCUGCAGGACUCUGAUGGUCCCAGGCCCAGGUGAUGAUGUGGGGUGGGUUUUGUUUUUUAUCCUCCAGUUGGAUGUAAAAAGGUUGAAAGAGUUUUUUAAGACGGGUGGAGACAUGAAGGAACCAGAAGCCAGACUGGACUGUAAACCUUCAUGUCUCUGCUGAGUUCAGACCGAACACUGACCCUCUCCACGUCAGAUGGACUCGAAGGCUUCUGUUUCCUGGAUGUUGGAAAUGAAUCCAGCGAUUAGACGGAGCCGAUCUGAACGGAACCCAAAAGAAAAAAGACUUUAGUUGUUUUUAUCAUCUUCACUUCCAGUGGUACAGUAUUUCUCUCCCUGUCUCUAUAAACACCUUUUGGACAAAGUGUUUUGAUAGUGAAAAAAGCGAAUAUUAUUAAUAUUAUUAUUGUUAUUCUGAUGAAUCUAUCUGAUGCUAUGAUGAACUGAAAAGACAGACUUCUUGUUGGAUAUUUCCGUGUUUAUGAGUCUGGGUUGUAUUUGAUGUUGAUGCAAGAAGAAAACAAAGAGUAAAGUUUUUGUAAAUAUAAUUUAUUGUCCUGUGACCCCUCGGUCAUGUGACUAUGUAAAGGUUAAAGCUCGCUGUUCCUCCACACUCUGCAGACCUCCACACAGCCAGAGCCAAACAAACAGGCUGGGUUUCAGCGGCGGCCAUGUUGGCUCCACAGUUCAGAUUAACGGCUAACAAGGUGAAGGUUAAAGGAACAAUCUGACAUUUUAGUAAAUUCUCUUGUUCUCUGUCUUCUCCAGAGUCACAUGUUACAGAUACAAGACGAGCUAGCACUGCUAAGUGUGCAGCCUUUCAUUUAGCAUUUAACUGGCUAGCUGCCACGUUCUUUUCUACCGAGAGGCAGUUUGUGCUCUAAGCUAACAAGUUACAGCGCAGUGCUCAUCUUUGGCUAAAUGGUUAACACUAACUUAACUCUGUGCUUUGCUAAACUAACAGGUUGAUAAGUUCUUUCUAUAAUGUUAGUAAGUUAGCUAUAGUAAGUUUAGUUUAUGCUUUAAACUAUAAAACCUUUAGCAUAACAUAAAAUACCAGCAAAUGGUUUGGAGUUGUUGGAAGGUGAAAUUUUCUCCUUUGAUGGAGCUAGGCUAACAGUUUCCCCCUGCUUCCAGUCUUUGUGCUAAGCUAGGCUAAACACAUCCUGGACACAGAGAUGAAACUGAUAUCCAUCUGAAACAUCUGACUCUGGGUUACAAAAUGUUUUGAAAACUGGAUUUCUCAAAAUGUUGAAGUCUUUUUUUACCUUCUACCUCAGCUCCGUCACGAACAUGGUGCUCAGUUGUGCGUGGCUCUGGUUGUCACGGCGUGUUUUUGGCGUGUAAAGCAGACUCCAGUGGUGUGUUGCCCUCUCCUCCCCCAGUGGGAAUGGAAGGAAAUGGCCAGUAACUCAGCCUUAUAGUUCCCAUCAUCAUCAGCUGUCUUGAUGUGGUGAAAAAUGUUUUUAACUUUCAAUCUGAGUGAUUUGUGUUGGGCAAUUUUGCUUCUUUUAUAUGAGUUUUCUUUUCUUUUGGAGGCUGGUUCUUACUGGUUCUGAGUGGUGUGUUGUAUCAGUCCAGUGUGCACUUUCUCUUCAUGUGCCAAAGCACGUAUUCAAAACUAUACAGUAGUGCUAGUGAAGUUGUUGGCUAAUAUAUCAGAUCUGCAUUAUGUAUUUAAGUAUUUCUUGUUGUUUCUUUGGGCUGGAUACCACAUGUCAGUUUAUAGCCAGUUACAGUCUCAGUUUGAGCUGCUUAUAACUAGAGAUGAGCGUCAUUAAAUUAUUAGCUGUGAAAUUAACAGUUAAGAUUUCUAAUAUGUGGUUGAAAUAACGCCUACUUGAAAAUGCUCAGAUGUUUUUGGAGAUGUGAGGGCCCGCUAAUGCAAGCUAGCGCCAGCUAGGAGGCUAGCUCCCAAAAUGACUCACCACACUUAAUAAAUAUAAUAUAUAAUGGAAAACAGAGGCAGUGUACAUUACAUUUUACUGCAUCCUGAUUUAAACUUGCCAAGUUCAGACUCCCAAGAACAUGAGUAGGAAUGUGACGCACAACCUCAAUUUCCCAACAAGCUAACACUGAUUACUGUGUUAGCUAAGAGUGACCUGUCAAGCUUGUUAGCAUUGAGCUUUAUUCCACUUUUAAAGUUUUUAUGUGACGACAAAGCUAAUGGUAGUUAACACUUGCUAACAGACAAAUUUGUCCCUGGCAGAGCUGCGGCUUGUCAGCCGGCUAACGAUAUGUUUUUCCAACUUCAGUUUUCGUUAUUGUUAUGCAAUAAUUCAGAGUUGUGGUAAAUAACGUAUUAUUAACUAGUCAGAGAGAGACAGACAGCACAAAUAAGCCCUGGUCAGACCAGAAAGUGUCGCUAGGAGCUUGGUGGUAGCGACUACUCACAGGGUUAGUUGGCAAAAUUGUGUAGCUGGCAAGCUAACUGCUAACUUGCUAGCCAGCCAGGAACAUUAUAGCAGUCACGAUUCCCUCAAUGUUGGUUAAUGCCGCAAAUUUGUGUGGAACACAAAGUUAGCUUGACGCAAAAGAUUUGCAUUGAACUUUUUCUUGUGCCAAACCAGACGACCCGAUCGCUGUCGGUGUUCAACAGUUACAAUAUUUAUUUCUCAUUUUUAAUCCAAAGUGUUAUUAUUGGUUUUGCCUUUUGCUUCCUGUUCUGAUCUCAGAGGUUUUCAGGAGGGUUUCAUGUGUUUCUAUCGUCACGCUGUUAAAUCAGUCUGCAGUCUGUGACACAUCCUUCACCUUUUCAAACCGUGUCAGUCUAUGAUUCCUCCUAUCAGACGGUCACAGUGUUAUGGACUGUUAUUGGCUGCUGUUACCAUGGAGACCAUCAGGAUUUUCACCUCCGUUUAUAUUCACACAGACAUGCUGACAUGAAGCUGAAACAUGCAUGAAACAGACCAAAUAAUCGUAAUAAAUGGCAGCAUUGUGGCAUGUGGACUGCAAACGUCACCAAAUAUGGUCAAACAUAUUUAUAAUACGGAGCUGUUUAAGAACCAAUCAGAGGAGGACUGGGCAGUGAUGUCAUUUAGUUGAAUUACAUCAUUUUUGUGACCAGACCCCUUAUCUCCUGACUCGUUGCUAUAGUAACCGCUGGGUUUCUGGAGCAGCAUGUUACCACGGUAACCACCAGGCUCCCAAUCCUCGUUCCCCAGUGUUACCAUGGUAACCACCAAGUUCCACAGCUGCUGGCUUCAUAGUGCUGUGGGGUCUGGAGCUGCCGGUCCCAUAUAACCAUAGCAACCACUGGACUCUAGUUACCAUGACAACAACAUCCACCAUCACCUUUCUCUCUCCCUCCAGUGUAACAGCAGCAUGGUUGUGUAUUCUUCUUCUUCCUGUUGUAGUUCUGGUAUCUUGUUAUUAUUGAUUAUUGAGUAGUGAUUGAUUGCAGGUUAUUGGUUAGUGGCCGGCCACUGCCUUCCAUCCUGUCCAUGUCUGUUUCCCAUCAUGCCCUUCUGUAAGAACAUACAAUGAGAAAUGUUUAUGAGGUUAUAAAUGAAAUAAAAGCAUAAAAAGUGA